ACUUGGAACGCCAGUUGGAAGAGCAAAAGAAGCAAGCUCAGGAUCACAGGCUGAAAUCCCAGACAGUUCAAAAUGUGGUACUGAUGCCCGUGAGCACUCCAAAGCCUCCAAAAAGACCCCGACUCCAGCGGCCCGCCUCCACCACUGUCCUAAGCCCUUCUCCUCCUGUCCAGCAGCCUCAAUUCACGGUCAUCUCACCCAUCACCAUUACCCCGGUGGGUCAGUCAUUUUCCAUGGGCAAUAUUCCAGUGGCCACCCUCAGCCAGGGCUCCAGUCCUGUGACUGUCCACACACUGCCUUCUGGCCCUCAGCUCUUCCGCUAUGCCACAGUGGUCUCCUCUGCCAAGAGCACCUCACCAGACACAGUGACCAUUCACCCUUCAUCUAGCUUGGCGCUGCUAAGCUCUACUGCCAUGCAGGAUGGGAGUACCCUGGGCAACAUGACCACUAUGGUGAGCCCUGUGGAGUUGGUGGCCAUGGAGUCUGGCCUGACCUCGGCAAUUCAGGCGGUUGAAAGCACCUCAGAGGAUGGGCAGACCAUCAUUGAAAUUGACCCAGCCCCAGACCCAGAGGCUGAAGAUACUGAGGGCAAAGCAGUCAUCUUGGAGACAGAGCUGAGGACUGAGGAGAAAGUUGUAGCUGAGAUGGAAGAACAUCAGCAUCAAGUCCACAAUGUGGAGAUUGUGGUCUUAGAGGAUUAACUGGGGAUCUCUGGGUCAGGAGUUAUGCUUUGGUUUGGAAUUUUAAUUAUUUGUUUAUUUUUAUCAUUGUCCCACUCAUUUCCACAUAGGAUCCUUUUUUUUUAAGACAAAAUCUUGUUGUUGUAACUGAAAAUGUUGGGUUCCUCCCACCCUGUCACUGAAAAAUGGACAAAACAAACUGUCCUUCUGGAAGUUGAGAGUAGGUCACUCAAUGUCCUAAUCAUUUUAUACUCAGAAAAUACUUUCCAUUAGGGAAGGUGUCAAGAUAACCAGAAACUCUGUCCAGAAAACCAUCUCCAGGUUUGUCUGUCUGUGUAAGCAUGUGGUUUUAUUCUUAUAAAGAUGCAUUGACCAAA
Messenger RNA from Carlito syrichta (Philippine tarsier), 1057 nucleotides. Its product is annotated as glucocorticoid modulatory element-binding protein 1-like. NCBI's taxonomy places the organism in Eukaryota, Metazoa, Chordata, Mammalia, Primates, Tarsiidae. The transcript has a single exon. The coding region runs from base 84 to 701 and encodes 205 amino acids. The record is from RefSeq and is a predicted model, not a curated record.